AUGCCACUGUACACAAAGUUCCUAAAGGACCUCCUCACAAAAAAGAGAAAGUACAUCUACAGUGAAACCAUCAUGUUGGGAGGUAAGGCUUUUAUUGACUUAGGAGCAAGUAUCAAUCUGAUGCCACUUUCCAUGUGCAGGAGAAUAGGGAACUUGAAGAUUGACCCUACAAGGAUGACACUACAGAUAGCAGACCGCUCCAUCACAAGACCAUUCGGGGUGGUAGAAGACGUCCUAGUCAAAGUUCGCCACUUCACUUUUUUGGUGAAAUUUGUAAUCAUGGACAUUGAAGAAGAUGAAGAGAUUCUUUUGAUCCUGGGGUGA
Glycine soja is the source of this 324-nucleotide messenger RNA. RefSeq lists its product as uncharacterized. The record is from RefSeq and is a predicted model, not a curated record. NCBI's taxonomy places the organism in Eukaryota, Viridiplantae, Streptophyta, Magnoliopsida, Fabales, Fabaceae. Bases 1 to 324 code for a protein of 107 amino acids. The transcript is spliced from 2 exons.